Sciurus carolinensis (gray squirrel) is the source of this 3201-nucleotide messenger RNA. RefSeq names its product TNF receptor superfamily member 4 (gene Tnfrsf4). The record is from RefSeq and is a predicted model, not a curated record. Bases 1862 to 3115 code for a protein of 417 amino acids. Gene Ontology annotation, molecular function: protein binding; tumor necrosis factor receptor activity. The transcript is spliced from 8 exons. Lineage: Eukaryota; Metazoa; Chordata; Mammalia; Rodentia; Sciuridae. Gene Ontology annotation, biological process: inflammatory response.
CCCCAAAGAGAAGAGGUGCUGGGCAAAAGUCGGUGCAGCCCAGCACUCCGUCUCCGCUCCCCCAGCUCUCCGGCCAGGACCCUACGUCCCCAGCCUACACCUGUGCCCAGGGCUGGCGAGGAGCCUCAGCUCCAUUCUUUUGGUGGAAAACAUGACAGCUGGGAGUGUUGGAGCCCGGGGUUUGGUUAGUGUGGAGGAGUUCCCAGCUUUGGUUGAACAGCCGAUUCUACUGAAGGUGGAUGAGGCAGCUGGCGUCAGUGGGGAGUGUGCCCAGGGGCUGGUGGGGAGCCUGGCAGGGUGAGGCCCUGGGUGAGCAUGUGGAGGAGAGCGGGAUGGGUGCCUGAGGACAGCUGCUGUGCCACCGGCCCCUUGCCAUCCUGGGCCCAGCCUGCAUCCUGUGUGGCUGGGCAUGUUGCGCCAGGACCCACUUCAGAGCAGUGUGGGGACCCCGACGGCUAGGAGGGUGUGUUAGCAGCUGGGUUGGUUCCUAGACACAAAGACUUCGGAGCCCAGACCAGGGCGGCAGCAGGAAAGUCCCCACGGACCCUGCCUUCCGUCACAUCUUCCCAAAUGGCAGUGCCCAUUCCCUCUGGGAUGUGAUCACCGUGCCGUCCAGUGACACUGGAGCCCUCGGCUCACGGCCCUGGAGUGGGAUCUGCCAUCCUGUCGUGGGCAGUGCAGCACAGCGGUGGGAGCCAAGGGCAGGGGGAUGCACAGGUGAACUGGUGUGUGUGCCUGGUCCUGAGGCCCUGGUGACCUCCAGUCUGGUACCCAAGAGUCAGCCACUUGUGACCCAGCUGCUGUACUCCUGCUCCCGUGACUACCCUGUCAAGGGAGGGUGAGACACGUGUGUCUGUGCCCUGGGUCAUGGACUCAAGGCUGUGUUCAGGUGCCUUGGCCCAGACCUAUGGUCUCCCUGCAGAGCCCGUGAUCUGAGUUCAGUGGACAGGGUGGAGCCAGCCCCUGCCAGGCCCUCUUCAGACCUGGCUUCCCUCCCACGGCCUCGGGGCCGCACGGGCAGUGCCACUGUCUCCCCGUGGAGCACCUCAAGCAGGGAACCUGCUCCCCACACAAACCUGCUGGAGGGGCAGCCAGCAUCCAGGUUUCUGUGCACUUUAGGUCACCCGUGGGCAGGUGCCAGCCCCUUGACCAGGCAUGCACAGCUGCAGGCAGCAGAGACCAGCCUUGCCAGAGGGGCAGGCAGGGAGGAGGGCUGCUUCAGAGUGGAGCACUGCACGUCAAGACCCUCCAGCUCACCCUCAAAAGAAACCGUGUGGCAAAUGCAGGCUUCUCGCUGCUGAUGGGCCACAGGUUUGAAGGCUGGAGGACCUUCCUCCCUCCAUUGCCCGGAGCUCCCCACCCCAGGACCCCCACUGCACUCAGAAGCUUGGGACGGUGGUCUCUCCUUCCGCCUCUCGCGGCUGCUGUCUGGUCCCAGCGUGGCCCUGCCUCCAGGCUGGGGAUUUCCUGCAGGUGGGCCAGGCCACGCAACUCUCACCUGUGUGGUUAGCGGGUGGGGAUUUCCAGCCCCUCCCCUCCACGCAUCCUGCAGGGGUGGGGAACUCCACUUGCAAUUUUUAAAAUUAAUUUGGGAAUAGAUAAUCUUUCAUGGCACAGUUUAAUAGGUACAGAAGGGACAUAGGGAACCCUCCCAGUCCUUACCCAACCCAUUUUCUUCAAGGCAAGAGUGGUAUCAGAAGGGUGUCCACAUGUAAGAAAAGGAAGUAUGUGCUCGGUGUGGUGGCCAUGCCUGUAAUCUCAGUGACUCUGGAGGCUGAGGCAGGGAAGUUCAAGUGCCCACGUUCAAGCCCUUAUAGCCACAUCCUGCAAGGAAAAACCCCAGACUCGGGUGAACGCAGAGAUGAGGACGUGCGUGGGGGCUUGGGAGCCCGCCACCCUUCUGCUCCUGGGGCUUGUGCUUGGAGCCAGGGCUGUGCUGAACUGUGUCGGAAACACCUAUCCCAACGGCCACAGGUGCUGCCAAGAGUGCCAGCCAGAGGACCUGGCCUGGCCUAAAAAGGGAGGUACGGGUCUGUGCAGCCCAGAGGAGCGGCCGGCUGCGUGCCCACAGGCCGGCCUGGGUCAGCCUGCCAAUGUGCCGAGCUCUGCUGCAGGCAGUGGGAUGGUGAGCCGCUGUGAAGGACCCAGGGACACCGUGUGCCUCCCCUGCGGCCCCGACUCCUACAACGAGGCGGUCAACUACGAGGCCUGCAAGCCCUGCACACAGUGCAACCAGACCUGGGCAGGCCCAGCCUCCUCCACAGCCCCACCUGCACCCCCAGGAAGUGGGAGUGAGCUCAAGAAGAAGUGCACGCCCACGCAGGACACCGUCUGCAGCUGCAGGCCGGGCACUCAGCCCCUGGGUGGCUUUAAGCAUGGAGUCGGGUCUCCCCGUCGGGCUGGACCAGGAAUCCCUCCCCCAGGAGUCACAUCAAGAGUGGGGCUCCCUGUCAGCUCCCUGGUCAGGGCCAGCGAGCAGAAUGCAGCAGGGGUCUUCCAGAGGCCUUCCACCCGCCCGCUUGCCCCGUGGGGUGAGCGCCAGCCCCACAGGCCCCAACUCCAGGUGCCUCCUGGGUCAGGGCUCACCUGCGUAGUCUUUGCUGCAGACUGUGCCCCCUGCCCUCCUGGCUACUUCUCCCCAGGCGACAACAAGGCCUGCAGGCCCUGGACCAACUGCACCUCGACUGGGAGGCGCACCCUACAGCCAGGCAGCAGGAGCUCAGACACCCUCUGCGAGAACAGGACUUCCCCCGGAACACUGCCCUGGGAGACCCAGGGCCCCACAGCCAGGCCCACCACUGCCCCGGCCACUGUAGCCCUGCCCGGGACUUCUCUAGGGCCCUCCACACCCCCCUCAGAGGCCCCCAGGGGUCUCCCGCUGGCUGCUGUCCUGGGCCUGGGCUUAAGCCUCCUGGCCCCUCUGGCUGCCCUACUGGCCCUGCACCUGCACAGAAGGGCCUGGAGGCCACCCGGUGCCCCCAAGCCUCCCGCUUCCGGACCCCCAUUCAAGAGGAGCAAGCUGAUGCACACUCCACCCUGGCCAAGAUUUGAGCAGCAUCUUGGGGGUGGGCUUUGUGGGGCAGUCCACCCACCAGUACCCUCCACACCGUUCUAGGUGCUGGGCUGGUUCUGGGCUCUCCUACGUAUGUUGUGCAUACUACCUGCCCAGCGGCACCCCAAUAAACACACCAGCAACUGUGG